This is a messenger RNA of Hyposmocoma kahamanoa, 876 nucleotides long. RefSeq lists its product as uncharacterized. The coding region runs from base 1 to 876 and encodes 291 amino acids. NCBI's taxonomy places the organism in Eukaryota, Metazoa, Arthropoda, Insecta, Lepidoptera, Cosmopterigidae. The transcript has 3 exons. The record is from RefSeq and is a predicted model, not a curated record. Gene Ontology annotation, molecular function: nucleic acid binding.
AUGAAUAAAAUUACAAAUUGGGAUAAUGUUGUGUUUAUCGAUGAGACUUGGUUGAACUCAAACCACACAGUACCACAAUCAUGGACCGACGACACUAAAGCAUCCAGCUCGAAAGUGCCAAUGGGAAAAGGUGGUCGCCUCAUAAUUUGCCAUGCUGGAUCAGCCGGGGGAGGUUUCGUUAAUAAUGCUUUACUAGCAUUUGAAUCAAAAAGUACAAAAGAAUAUCACGAAGAAAUGGACGCAAACAAAUUUAAAGAGUGGUUUAAAACUUUACUUCAGAACCUCCCCGAACAAUGUACAAUAAUUAUGGACAAUGCAUCGUAUCAUUCGGUUCAAAUAGAUCGAGCGCCGACUCAGGCAAAUAAAAAGGCUGAUUUGGUGGCAUGGCUACAGAGGAAUGGUGUCGAAGCUGACAUGGAGCUAUUGAAAGUGGAAUUGUUAAGAUUAGUGCGAGAGCAUAGACCUACAAAACUUAGGUAUGAAAUUGAUGAAUUGGCACUUGAGCAUGGACAUAAAAUUAUAAGGACACCGCCGUACCACUGUCAAUACAAUGCUAUUGAGUUGAUUUGGGCUCAAAUUAAAGGCUACGCAGGACGUAAUAAUACUAAGCCACCGUUCUCCACAAAAAAAAUGAUGACUUUAUUAAAGGAAGCAUGUACUAAAGUAACAAAGGAAGACUGGAGAAAGGUGGUGGAAAAAACUAGAAAACUAAUAAAAGAAGAUUUUGACAGAGAUGUUAAUAUUGAUAAUUUAAUUGAAAACGAGUUCACGCUCGCGCCGCCGAAACGCCGCCGCCGCCACCGACACUUCUUCGUCGGCGCGCCGCCGCCAGUUGGUCUAUUCUCGGCGCUCAUAUAUAAGAUGGGCGUACGAUAG